AUGCCUUCAACUUUCGAUCACCUAGAUCCGUCCAAGAAGGGGAAGCCCAUCAAAUCCGCUUACGAUAGUGAAACAUUUGAUGCUAACGUCACCAUCCAUGUCGAUGGUCUUGUUGGAUCAGCUACUAUAUCGCCAUGUGGCCGCGAUGUAGCCCUUGCUUCCCCUGAAGGUCUGGCCAUCAUCGACCUUGAUUCCCCUUAUAGCCCUCCGCGUCGGCUAAGUAGCCAUGGACUACCGUGGCUCGUCGUUGAUGUGCAGUGGUCACCUUUUGCAGCUCGAGAUUACUGGGUAGCUUCGACAGCGAACCAUCGUUGCUUAGUUUGGAAUUUGAACCUAAGAGAAGACUCUGCUACCGGUGCUAUCGAGCAUUCCCUCCAGGGUCAUAGUAGGGCUAUCACCGAUGUUAACUUCUCCGCUCACCACCCCGAUAUUCUCGCCACCUGCGCAGUUGAUGGUUUUGUGCAUUGCUGGGACUUGCGGAGACCCAAGCAACCCGUCUUGACUUUUAGCGAUUGGUUUGCUGGGGCUACUCAAGUCAAAUACAAUCGACAGGACCCCCACGUGCUCGCUUCAUCCCACGACAGAUGGCUACACAUCUGGGAUGAAAGGAAACCCUCCGCCCCUCUCAAGUCCAUCAGCGCCCACACUUCCAAGAUCUACGGCCUUGAUUGGAAUCGUUCUAAGUCGACAAAAAUUGUCACCUGCUCCUUGGACAAGAGCAUCAAAUUCUGGGAUUAUAAUGAGUCUGAUGAUCCGGAGCGGAUUAUUAGGACCGAUUUCCCUGUUUGGCGCGCUCGCCAUGCCCCUUUCGGCUGGGGUAUGUUAGCCAUGCCUCAAAACGACCCUGGAAACCUUUACUUGUACGAUAUCCGCCGUGCUGAAGGGGUACCUGUAGACGGCGCAGUCAAUCCACACAAUAUAUUUCCUGGGCAUGGAAACCAUAAGGUCAAGGAGUUUUUAUGGAGAUGUCGUGGAACAAUCUCCGAUGAAGGGAUAGAUAAUCGUGAAUUCCAACUUGUAUCAUGGGGCGAAGACAACGAGUUACGUCUUCACAGAGUCGACCAGCCGACUUUGGAGUCUAUUGGCCAUGUGAAAGGCGGACCGGCCCCGGAUAUCAACAUUACGAGAAAGGGAGCCGCAUAUAAGACUUACCGAGCCAUUGAUGAUCAUGCAACCAGGGAGAAAAGGACACCUACUAUGAGCGACCCUCGUCCUGGAAGCGGAGGAAGCCAUCUCCCUCGCAGUGCUCUCACCAUGGGAAUGCAGACCAUGUCAUCACAUUACCCGCACUCUGGCGGCGGACUCCCGGGCUGGAAGGGGCCGUCUAUGAAAGCGAAGUCUUCCGCCGGGAGAAUAAUCGAUAGAAGCCUGGAUCAGCUUGGUUGGAUGAAAGGUAUCACAAUGAGCAAGAAAUCAGGAAUCAUCGGACCGCCUCAAAGAAAAGAGUCCAGAGACUCCACCAUGUUUGGACAUAACUUCCAUGACGAGCAUUGGGGGGAACCCGAAACGCUGCAGGAAGAAAUUGUUCGUGUCAGCCAGCAGAUGCCGAAUGUCAAAUUUGAUAACGUGGAUAUGGAUGCUCUAACUCUAAAGGCGUCCCUUAAAGGCCCCUGGGGCGCAGAAGGCGAUACUAUUUAUAUCAAAGUCACGGCGGACAUCCCCAGGAAUUAUCCAAAAUCAAGAUCACCGAAAUUCAUCGUCGAGAAGACAGCAUUGAUGUCAGACCAGACGCAUAAGAAAAUUGAUCAGGAAAUCCAUCAAUUAGUAGGCCAGUUCUCGAAAAAGCGACAGAAUUGCCUCGAGGUUGCUUUUAGCUACCUUCUUGGAGAAGUCGAUCUCUCUAGUAGUGAUUCGCUCUUUAAGAAUGUUAAGGACCUCGAUGAUGAUUUAGGUGGACUCGCCGAUGAAAGCUCAAGCGAAGAGGAAGAUAACGACAUUCCCGCCGGCGGCUCUGCAACCAUGUCUCAAGAAUUGACCGCGAGUACCGAGUUAGACGCUACACUUGCACCAACAAAUCGAAAUAUCAUACCGCCAAUGCCACGAUUGUGCGGUUGUCGAUUUUCGAAUGAUGGAAAAUUGGUCUGUUUCUUCCCAACCAAGGAAGAGAAGGCUAGGGUUUCAUUUUUCGCCACUAGUGACACUUAUAGGGAGCGUCCGAAAGGGGAGCCCAGUUUUGCAGGGUUUGGCAGACUUCAACAGGAGUCCUCAGCUCCGAGAAAUAGGUACACCAAUGACGACAUUUCCGCAACCGAUGACCAAUCCGAGUCGGACGAGGGAGAGGAGUCCUCUAGCUCGAGUGACUCGGAAACUACAUAUAUGCACAAAAUCAACAUGUGGUAUCUACCAGGACGACGUUUCAGGAAGACGUUUAGUGGAAGCUAUUCCAUGCACUCGAGUGGUGGAGGAACCGGUAUUGGCACGGGUACUGGUACUGGUACUAGUAGGCGUCGUCCAGGUAAACCCAAAAACAUCAUAUCCAUCUAUAAUGUUGCAAACGAACUCCCUUCCAAGCAAGAGUUUGCUCGCGAAUACUGUAUCUUUGGAGAUGGCCCGGAUAAAUAUGGUCGGCCCGACCUAGUGGAUGUUUGGAACUAUGCGGCUUUAUUGCUUCGCAAGGAUAUUCCCCUUGAGCUCCUCGGGGACGGCCACGGAAAAGAGUCGAUACUUGUCAUCGCUAGAGACGCAAUUGCUCGCUUUGGUGACAAUAAGCCACCAUCUAAUAGCUCGGACACUGCGCUCACAGGCCGGGUUAAGUGGGGACACCAUCCCCUCGCAAAGGAUUUGAUUGAUGACCUUUUCUACUAUUUCGAGAAGAUUGCCGAUGUACAAAUGCUUGCUAUGCUUUCAUGCAUAUUUAGCGAGUCGACGACCGAAGAUAGCGUUGCCUAUGCAGAAUCCCAUCUCACUCAACCGGAAACACCGCUUCCAAUGAAAGCACCGGCGUUCUCACUAGAUUAUUUCCCCACGGACCAUUCGCUCUGGCAUCCUGGGUUUAACCACAAGAGCCAGGCAAACUCAGCAAUGUCUACCCCGAAGACUUUACAUACGCCUAUUAAUAUUCCUGGUUCGUACGGAUCUAUUGAAGAAGGGACAUGGGGCGGUGAUCCGAAAUCUAACUCUUACUCCUGUGGAGAGACACCCCCGCCGACAACGCCACGAGAACCGGACGGUGAUCCAACUCAGAGCUUGGCCACGUCACCUGAUAACAGGUUGUUAAGUCGUGCUAAUAGUGCCUUAACUGCGGGCCUAGCUAGUUAUUCUAGAGCUUUCCAGAGUGUUGCAUCGACGUCUCCCCCUAGCCGGAAACGCCCAAGUCCUGGAGAGACAUUCCUUUCCAACCUUGCUCCCACUAACAUCACAUGGGGCGGCUCGACUAUUCUUGGUCCUACGUCUGAGCCGUCAGGCACCGCACGUAACUCGUACUCCGACGACGAGUCGCGGAACGAUGACAAUCUGCCAUUGCUGUGCUAUGCCAUAUCUACGGAACUGGAGGACCAAUCCAUAUUCGAUGAUGAUGGCUGGCUUGGUGUCCCCUUCCUCGAGCCUUCCCGCUACGCUAUACACGCAAGUUAUCGUCAUGCAUACGCGGAGAUGCUACAAAUGUGGGGCCAACCUUUGUCUCGGCUUGAGAUCUUGAAAUUUAACGUUCUCAGAGAAGACCCUUCCGCCCCUGAAGUACCCAACUUUCCGGCUUCUGGAGCUGUCAGCUUCCGCGAUUCAUACCAUAGCACGGAGAAUCUGAGCCACAGCUCACGAUCACACGGGGCCACCUCACCUAUUGUCUUAGGCAAGAAGGAGCUCUUGCAGUCGCUGAUCUCGUCUGACCGCGGGAUCGACGUAACAGGUAUUUGUCGAGUUCACGAGACUCAUCUUGAUCCUGUGAGACAAACCCACGCUAGCGCGACAUUCGGGGGCGCAGUAGGUACUUGUGAACGCUGCAAGCGUACACAGAUGCAACUAUUCUGCGUGUACUGCAACGAGCCGAUCGAUGCACUUUACCCCCCUUGCCUCUCCUGCGGCUGUGCUUGCCACGAUGCUUGUAUGGCGGAAUGGCACGAGGCGGGCGAAACCGAGUGUCCUGCCGGCGACGAAUGCGACUGUGUCCAAGAAGCGAAUAACGGUCAAGUUGAGACGUGGGCCGCCAUGAUCGGGGCUCUCCGUCAAGGCAAGAUUCGCAAGCCUUCGGACGGCGACGUAGAGAGUUGGCGGGCAACCGACAAACGCCACUCGAUCGGGCACCUCGACUGGGAGAACAUAGCCAGCGGCGCUUAUAUACCGCUCGCGGACGGGCAGGGGAAGCCGCUCCUAGAUCAGUCGCAGCAAUUCCAGAACCCGAUGUCGGCUGCUAGGAUCAGCCUUGGGAAUAAACUUAGGAAGUCGGCAGGUAACUGGGGGAGCACGACAUCGUUGAGGAAAAAAUCAGGGGGUUCGGGACCGAAUGGUCGGAGGUGA
Molecule: messenger RNA, 4452 nt
Organism: Annulohypoxylon truncatum
Lineage: Eukaryota; Fungi; Ascomycota; Sordariomycetes; Xylariales; Hypoxylaceae
Exons: 3
Coding region: 1-4452 (1483 amino acids)
Molecular function (GO): protein binding
Source: RefSeq, a predicted model, not a curated record